Messenger RNA from Malaclemys terrapin pileata, 3489 nucleotides. RefSeq names its product phospholipase D family member 5 (gene PLD5). NCBI's taxonomy places the organism in Eukaryota, Metazoa, Chordata, Testudines, Emydidae. The record is from RefSeq and is a predicted model, not a curated record. Gene Ontology annotation, molecular function: catalytic activity. The transcript is spliced from 12 exons. The coding region runs from base 112 to 1740 and encodes 542 amino acids.
UGAAUUCUUUCUCCUCCUCCCUCUUUUCCUCCCCCCCAUCCCCACCACCUGGUGCCUCCUAAUUCCUUGGUUUCCUCUGGUUUUCCUUGGACUCUGCCUUGUCAUGUCAAGAUGGAAGUCAGGCAUGACUGGCUCGCCUCUUCCCCCCACGAGGGCUUCGAGCAGCUGAGGCUGAAGAGCCGCCCCAAAGAGCCAUCCCCGAGCCUCCCCAGAGUAGGUGCCAACUUCUACAGCACUGUCAAGCAGCAGGACUUCAGUGCCAGUGUCUGGCUGAGGAGGAAAGACCAACUGGAGCAUUCCCAGCAAAAAUGCAUUGUGAUCUUUGCACUGGUGUGCUGCUUUGCGAUUCUGGUUGCACUGAUAUUUUCUGCAGUGGAUAUAAUGGGAGAAGAUGAGGAUGGACUCUCAGAAAAGAAUUGUCAAAAUAACUGUCGGGUUGCUCUUGUGGAAAACAUUCCUGAAGGUAUAAACUAUUCAGACAGUGCACCAUCCCACUUGUCUCUUUUCCAAGGCUGGAUGAAUUUGCUUAAUAUGGCUGAAAAGUCUGUUGACAUAGUAUCUUCCCAAUGGGACCUCCAUCACAGUCAUCCAUCUGCAUGCCAGGGCCAGCAUCUUUUUGAAAAAUUGCUAGAACUGGCGUCUCGAAAUAUUGAGAUAAAACUAGUGAGCGAUAUACUGCCCACCGAAUCAAAGGUAUUAAACGACUUGAAAACAAAGGGGAAGAGUGAAAGAGGACCCUGUGCUGAGGUGGCCAACAGAAUGGGGGGUGCAGAAGUGCUGUAUAUGAAUAUGACUGCUUAUAGUGAAGGUCGCCUUCAAUCAUCAUUCUGGAUUGUUGAUAAACAGCAUGUAUAUAUUGGAAGUGCCAGCUUAGACUGGAGGUCAUUGGGACAGAUGAAAGAACUUGGUGUCAUUGUGUACAACUGCAGCUGCCUCGUCCUAGAUUUACAAAGGAUAUUUGCCUUGUAUAGCUCAUUAAAAUACAAGAAUAAAGUGCCUCCAAGUUGGUCUAAGAGAUUGUAUGGGGUGUAUGAUACUCAAAAGAAACUGAAGCUGCAGCUGAAUGAGACAAAAUCAGAAGUCUUUGUGUCGAAUUCUCCCAAACUCUUUUGUCCAAAAGACCGAGUCUUGGAUAUUGAAGCUAUCUACAAUGUUAUAGAUGAUGCCAAACAGUUUGUUUAUAUAGCUGUCAUGGAUUACCUCCCUAUUGUCUUUGACACAAAUGCUAAAAGGUACUGGCCAUAUUUGGAUGGGAAGAUAAGAGAAGCACUAGUGUUACGAAGUAUUAAAGUCCGGCUCCUCAUAAGUUUCUCAAAAGACACUGAUCCCCUUACAUUUAACUUUGUUUCAUCUCUUAAAGCUAUUUGCACUGAGGUUCCCAGCUGUAGUUUAAAAGUUAAAUUUUUUGAUCUUGAAGAGGAGAAUGCUUGCUUUCUCAAAGAACAAAAGAAUACUUCCCUUCCCAAAUUAAACCGGAAUAAAUAUAUGGUGACUGAUGGAGCUGCUUAUAUUGGUAAUUUUGACUGGGUGGGAAAUGCUUUUACUCAAAACGCGGGAGCUGGCCUCGUUAUCAACCAAGAAGACAUGGGGAACAACACAAGCAUCGUUAAGCAACUUAAAGCCGUGUUUGAAAGGGACUGGUAUUCACACUAUGCCAAAAGUUUGCAACCAACAAAAAUCCCAAACUGCUUAAACUACAAACUUAACAAAGCAGUGGCAAAUAAGACUGCCAUGAAUUAAAAAGACUAUUUUACUGUAUGAUGAAUGAAGAAAUACAUCGGGGCUGCUGUAAGCCUAUUUCAUAUUUACAGAUAAGACUACAAAAAGGCAAAAAAAAAAUUUUUUUUUUUUUUUUUUGGGAAAAAGCACACAUAUAAAAUGUUCUCUAAACUAUACUCUCUAUAUUGAAUUAUUUACGACUUUUAAAUUUGUUACUUCUGACACUGAAUGUCAUUUAUGCUUUGACAUUGAUUUUUCAUAUUUGAAUUUAAAAGCAUACUUUGAUUCCUCUCCUUCAAUUUUAGAACUUUUCGUACCUCCCAUCCUGGCUAGGCAGAACCUUGAGGCAGAACUGAAAAUUGAGCUAUGACAUGUCAUUCUAAGAUCAGCUGCUAUUGAUACAUAAUGGAGGACAGACUUCCCCCAUGCAAAAGAUACAAGUUUAAGCAAGUAUUCUCCUAUGUAAAUCAUUCCCUCCAAGUAUAUGGCCAUCCAAGCAGAUUUUGAUAAUUUUGAACAGAUAGUUUGAUAUCAACAUCUAAUUACAUUUUCACACCAUCCUCAAAAUGUAUUAAAGCUAGCUGUCAGCUUCCUUGUCAUCUCCUAAUAAUAACAUACAUUUUCUUUUGUCCAAACAACUUUCACUAUAACCUCUCCCCCCCAAACCUCUUACCUAACACACUUCAAAAAAAAUUAUUAAUUUUAAUUCCCUCUACCAUCAAUGGUUAUUCCUUGUUAUACCAAUGUCUCUUUAAUUUUGAAAUUCCUGGAUUCUGAGGAUGUUUUAUUAUAAAAAUCUAUUAUAAAGAUCAAGGGCUGUCUUUUCUUGUCAGCUGUACAAUGUGAUUUUCCCAAUUUGAAGUAUUUCUCAAGAGUGAGGCAGCAAUUUUGUGUAGCAUCAUUGUUUGGGGAAAAAACCAAACCCUUAAAUGCUACUUUUUGAAAAAGGUAAAGGGCUGUGCAAAGCUGUACAAUAACUUUAGUGAAAAUUUUCAGUUUUGUUCUAGUUGAUUUCUCACCUGGCAAACUUUGCUUUGUUAAUUUAAAAACAAAAUGAACAAACAAACAAAAAAGUAUCCUUUUGUGAAAUGGUGUUUUUGUGUCAAAAUAGGUCAUUCAAUCUCUUGCAUGUUUUUUAUAACUAUAAAAGAAAUUGGGACAGAUUCAUCUCUGGUGUAACUUCAUGCCUCAAUGACUUCAAUAAUUAUACCAGCAAUGAAUUUCAUCCAGUAUAUUCAAAGUUGAAGAUCAUUUUUUUAAAUCAGAUCCGUUUAUUUGCAAAAUGUCACUGAAAGACCAAGAGAAGCUCUAGAGGUGAAUAGCUUUCAAUCAUGUGUCUUGGGAUAAACUUAAUAUUAAGUCCUUACAUAAAGGCACAAGAGCCAAAAAUUCCAGAGUUUGCAGUUAUAGCUUCUGCUAGCAAUAGCACAUAAAAAGAUAAAAAUUAUUAACCACUGAUAUAUUUCCCUUCCUUGCAUUGUUGAUACUAGGAAUGCAUUGAAUUUUUAGUACAUUUUAUACAGAUAAUGGAAAAUGUCAAUGGAGCAAAACUUUGUCAAAGGAGAAAGUGAUUUCAUGUCAUUGUUGGGUUGCCACUGACCUUAUAAUUCUGAUACCAAAUGAAUGACAUAGAUGCAGUAGUUUUAUCUGAUAGAUUUUUUGGAGCAGUAGAGUCACAAUUGCUUACUGGUCCAUUAUGGUAUAAGUGGAUUCCCAUGGGCUAGAAGAACAAAUUUGUGUACUUCAGUCAUCCAGAGUAGAACUAAUACA